Messenger RNA from Racocetra persica, 286 nucleotides. The record is from the annotation of a GenBank genome assembly. NCBI's taxonomy places the organism in Eukaryota, Fungi, Glomeromycota, Glomeromycetes, Diversisporales, Gigasporaceae.
CACAUUUUCUAGUCAGAACAAUGAAAUCCAAACAUGCAAUGAAAAUCUGAACAAAACAAAAACUGAUUAUUUAAGUAUGGAUGGCCCUAAAGUUUUAAAUAUGAAUGUACCUGAUACUUCAACUAUGGAUGAACUCUAUGUUGAAAAUAGUCAAGAUGAUGAAACAAUAACAGAUCAGCUUAAUACUGACCUUGAAGAACAUGAUGAUGAGAUGUCAGGUGGCCCAAAUAAUGAAGUUGAAAUAGUUUCUGAAGAUAUUCCCAAAGAUGUUGUGUUUGAUUCUUAA